AGCCACUGGCUCAAACAGCAGGUCAUCCCUGCCUGUUGGUAUUUUAAAUCCAGUUCCAUAGAAACAUGUUCUUCAUAUUCGCAGCCCUUGCGCUGCAACUGGCAAGCAGCGCAGAGUACAAGAGAGAGGCGCAGUCCGUCGCUGCCAAUGGCCAAGUCGAGCCGCAUCAUAGCUACGUGCGCCGCGAGAGCCGGGAGAAGGAGAGCCUCAUGCACCAGGAGCCUGAGCCUGUGAACACUGUCGUCCAGAGAGCGACAGAAGCGGUCUCCACGCUCACCGUGAAGGCUGGGGAAGACAAGACCGUUGGCGUGUGGAAGGAUGAAGAAAAGGAAGCAUCCCUCGCCAUGUCACUUGCCCUUUUGGCGUCCAUCGGCUUCGUCCUGGCAGUGUUCUGUAUGGUGAGCAGCUCGAAUUCCCACUUGAAGGUGUCUACUUGGAGAGUGCUGGUUUCGAGCAUCUCGCUCUUCUCCGUGGUGCUGAUCUUCAUGGCCGCGAAGAAGCUGUGGAAGGUGGUUGUGGGCACGACAGAGUCUGAUGAGGCCAAAGUCGUCAGCGACUUCUUCUCCUUCUUCCGUUUCCUCGCGCUCCUGUUCGCGAUCCCACAGUUGCUGAAAUCCCGCAUGGACAACGAGAACCUAAAGCACUGCGCCCAAAUUGCAGGUGUGCACCUCAUUGGCUUCGCAGGUGCCGACGCCUUCACUGACGUUCUGAAGCAGGACGCCUUCAACUCGAGCCCCUAUUAUUAUCUCUGCGGCGUGGUUGGCACAGCAGCGUGCCUAGGCGUCCUUACAUGGGGUACCACCAAGCUGAGAAGGCGAUCUGGGGAAUCUGCUUCGGGCGCAGAGGCCGCGGCGCCAGCGGCGCCAGCGGCGCCAGCGGAGGCGCCAGCUGCGGCAGCAGAGGCGGAGGAGACCCCACUUGUCAGCGACGCGCCGGCUUCACCCUGGAUGCAGCUGGUCGAAAAGAUGGAGAUUCAAGCAACUGGAUUUGUGGUUGGGUUCCUGAUUUCGAUGUGGGUACGCUUUGCCGUCACUGGUGCCGUCCCAGGCGCCAGAUAUGGACGCAAAGUGACUGGGGAUGAUGUGCCAAGCGCUUGGAUGCUCUUGGCGCUCGCGCCCGUCUUUCUUCACAUGUUGACCAGAAUGUCUUGUGGCUCGCCCCACGCGAGGAGUUACCUAUAUGGAUAUGCCAUGUUCACGGCUGCCUGUGCAGUUGGCAUGGAAUGGGCAGUGAUUCCACAUGUCAACGGGCGCGAAGGUCAGGCGGUGCUCAAGCGGGCAAUGAGGACGGUCUCAGAAAGCCUUUGGAUGGCAUUGGCUUGGCUGGUAUUUUAUGGCAGCCAGUGGGUUCUGUGGCACAUGACGGCCGACGAGUCCGGGACCCACCACACGGCCAAGCUGACGGCCUCCAACGGCUUGGCAUUGGUGGGCUCCGCCAUGGUUUUCGUGCCGAUGAUUGCUGGACAGAUGAUGAAUAGCAUGCGCUGGAUGGUGUGGGAAACCUUUGUGAGCAUGGCCGCGCUGAUCCUCGCCUUCUCGUGGGAAACAGCAGUCUACAUGGCUGUCCAGGGUUCGGCAGAGAGCAUAGAAGGUGAUUCAGAGAAAAAGCUGGUGGGCAUGCUCAAUAUCCUUUCCAUUCUUGCCAUCAUCCUGCCUGGGUGGUACCUCUACAUGUUGCCCUUGGCCCGCGAGGAACCAAAGGCAGAGGGUGCGGAGGGCGAGAAGGCUGAGGCAACCAAAGAUACCAAAGAUACCAAAGAUACCAAAGUCCCAGAGGCCAGCGAGGCCUCGUAAAGCUCUUCGAGGUCCUGAAAUUGGCUUGUGCUCGUGCAUUCGGUGCUUUCGGUCUGAAAUCUGCAUCGGCAGAUGGCUUUGUGUCGCGGAUCCAUCCCGCAACGGUGCGCAGAGCGCGCCAGCAUUUGCACGGCGCUGUGCUAAUCUUCCUUAUGCAGUUCAGAACGAAUGUAUCAGCUUGAUGCGCAAGCCGUACAAGCCCCAUGACUCCAUGACACCGCAUCAACAGGAUACAAGGG
Molecule: messenger RNA, 2032 nt
Organism: Effrenium voratum
Lineage: Eukaryota; Dinophyceae; Suessiales; Symbiodiniaceae
Source: the annotation of a GenBank genome assembly